This is a messenger RNA of Myotis davidii, 1035 nucleotides long. Its product is annotated as Krueppel-like factor 17. Gene Ontology annotation, biological process: regulation of transcription by RNA polymerase II. The record is from RefSeq and is a predicted model, not a curated record. Lineage: Eukaryota; Metazoa; Chordata; Mammalia; Chiroptera; Vespertilionidae. Gene Ontology annotation, molecular function: DNA-binding transcription factor activity, RNA polymerase II-specific; RNA polymerase II cis-regulatory region sequence-specific DNA binding. The transcript has a single exon.
AUGUGCGUCUCCAGCAUGUCUCCAUCACCCGAAAGCAGUGGAGGGCACGCCUCUCGGAACCAUCAGCCAUCAGGCAGUCAACCCCUCCUUCCGAGUCCACGGCUCCAGAGGAUGCCCUUGGAUUCUGCUCAGGAGCCCAGGCAGAAUGCAGAGGAAAUGGGCCCACUGGUCAGUGUGCUGCUGACUGAGCACAGUGUGAACCAUUGCCCCCAAGUGACUCUCCCUCCUUCCCCAAUGAUUUACUGUCAGAGAAUGUCUCCCUCUCAACCAGGAACGAUGAUUUUCAACGGGUACCAGAUGAUGUCCUUUGGAGAGCCCAAUAUUCCCGGGAUGGCCAUGAACCUCAGUGGGAAUCUGAGCACGCCCCCCAGUGGGCCACCAGUCACUGGCCACCCUAUAGUAUCUUCUAAUAGAGACUUUUUAACACCUGAAAUGUUAUCGCCUGCCCCUGUGCCUUCUGCUGGGGGCCAGGCUGGGUUCCCCUCUUUGGCUCAGAUGUUACCCCCUAGAGAUCCGCACAACUGUGGAAUGCCCCCAGAUGGCUCCCCAUCAUUGCUGACUUUACAAUCCCAGGACUCUUUUGUUAGCCAGCCAGCCCCCCACGAAGACCCCUUCCUACCCGAGCAGCCUAUACCUGCGCCACAAAGAGCAGAGCAGAGUGGUGGGGCCUCAGAAAGGGCUUACAGGACCGGAUCCCAGAUUUUAAAGCCUUACUGCUGCCAGUAUGAGAACUGUGGGAAAGCUUACACCAAGCACUCCCACCUCCUGAGUCACCAACGCAAACACACAGGUGAGAGGCCCUAUAAAUGUCAGUGGGAAGGUUGUACGCGGUCUUUCUUCCGUUCCGAUGAGCUUGGACGACAUGUGCGGAUACACACCAAAUACAGGCCACACACAUGUGAUCUGUGUGGCCGAGGGUUCAUGAGAUCUGACCACCUCAGGCAACACCAAAGGACUCAUUGACGGGUGCCAGGAUCCCCCAAUCCACAGGCCAACGAUGAAGAGAGAGCUGGUCCUCCUGCUCCUGGUCUUUAG